Brenthis ino (lesser marbled fritillary) is the source of this 375-nucleotide messenger RNA. The record is from the annotation of a GenBank genome assembly. NCBI's taxonomy places the organism in Eukaryota, Metazoa, Arthropoda, Insecta, Lepidoptera, Nymphalidae.
AUGCAGCUCUACACGCGCAAGGAGAUCGAGGAGCGGAACCGUGCAGAAAACGCGGCUAUCAUCAUAGACAAUAAUGUGUACGAUGUGUCGAAAUUUCUAGAAGACCACCCGGGCGGCAUCGAGGUGCUGCUAAACAACGCAGGCAAAGACGCCUCGCGGUGUUUCCACGAUGUCGGCCACUCCGAAGACGCCAAGCUGUGGCGCAAGGAGUUCAAGAUCGGCGAAGUAGUCGAAGCUGACCGCUGGGAGGUCAUCAGCAAAACUACCAACAUUACAGAAGACGAAGAUGUUUGGACACUUCGGGGUCUGCUGGACGUGUGGAUGCCGCCGCUGGCUUUCGCAGCCAUAGCUAUUUUCGUAUAUGUGUAUUUGUUU